Messenger RNA from Ectocarpus siliculosus, 438 nucleotides. NCBI's taxonomy places the organism in Eukaryota, Phaeophyceae, Ectocarpales, Ectocarpaceae. The record is from the annotation of a GenBank genome assembly.
AUGCGGGAGUGCGAAGAACAGCGUCAGUACCCUAGGUCGGCUGCUUUGGCCGUCUUCCACGGCGACCUCAGGGCGGCCGUGUCGGCCCUUCGUCGUGCUCAUGACGUGACGAACCGGGAGCUGCAAGCCGCGUCGGACGUGGCCGCCUUGAUGCCUCCCGCCGGACCUGCGGCCGCUGCCUCUCACACCCAGGUCGCGGACGCCCGGAGGAGCAUGUGCGUGCUGCUUGACAUGAUGAGCAUGUGCAUCGCGGGGUUCAACCCCCCUGCUGCUCGGCAAGGCAAGGGGGGCGGGGCGGGGCAGCGGCAGCAGCAGCAGUUACACGGCGAUGGGGCGGGGUGCGGGGAGGAGGAGGAAGAGGAGGAGGAGGAGGGUCAGCCGCUGUGGAGGGAUAAACUUAAGGAGCUUCUUGACUCAAAGAACGCGCCCGCAACUUAA